Messenger RNA from Triticum turgidum subsp. durum (durum wheat), 330 nucleotides. The record is from the annotation of a GenBank genome assembly. NCBI's taxonomy places the organism in Eukaryota, Viridiplantae, Streptophyta, Magnoliopsida, Poales, Poaceae.
AUGGAGUUCUUGAUGCAGCCCAUAAGCAGGACACUGCUAGAAGAGAUCAAUGAUAACAAUAGCAUGAUGGAGACUGUGCGGGUCCUGGUCGUCGCGGCCGCGGAGGUAGAGUUGGCAGCACCGGCGGCUUCCAGCGCCGACAGGCAAAUCUGUCUUGAAGCAGCCAGUGCAAAGCCUGCAGGUGCAGAUGGGGCUGAAUGCUCAGAGCACUCCAUAGAGCAGCUGGACCCAAAAACACCGGGCUGGGCGCAAAGAGUGCGUGUCAGUGCUGCUGCUCUAGGUAGGGCUCCUUGCCCGGACAGGGUUACAGCCCUGGAGAAGACUGUCUGA